CCGAAAUGUUUUUUUCGAUUUUUUUCGGCUAACUUCUAACAGCUACUGCUGUAGACUGUAGUCAACAUUUCGUUUCCGAAUGUGAUGCUAUAUUUUAUUUUAAUAGUAAAUGCGCUUUUGGAAGAUAUUCUAAAUGCUACGUUUCGAUAGCAUAUGGGACUACCAUGGAAGCGACGGUCCCUUCAGCAUAUCCGGUGAAAGUUGUCGGCGCCUUCGCGCAGGUUCGCCGUGUACUGGAGAAACUGCAGUCUCAGACACUUUGGACGUCAUUCGUGCUGGGGCAGGUUUGUUCCAUCUUCGUUUGCGGAUCCGCGGUAACCAGUACAUGGCUCACAACCAAAAAGAAUGUCAACUGUCCCACAGCUCAAAGUUUCCUAAAUUAUGUGUUAAUCGGACUUGUAUAUUCCAUUUGUCUCCGCUGUCAGUCGAAGGGAGAUGAAUUACUGGAAGCGCUACGAAGAAGAUGGUGGAAAUACCUCAUUCUCGCAGUAAUCGAUGUUGAAGCAAACUACUUGAUGGUGAAGGCGUAUCAAUAUACGACGCUAACUAGUGUGCAGCUUUUAGAUUGCUCAAUUAUACCGAUCGUUUUGAUCUUAUCCUGUGUGGUGCUGCGUUAUCGCUUCCACUGCUCGCACUACAUCGGAGUAUUGUUUUGCGUUGGCGGAGCGGUCUGCAUGGUUUUGGGCGAUGUUUUGGUGAAAAAAUCUGAAAAAGAAGCGGAGAAUCGGUUGAUUGGCGAUUUAAUGGUGUUCGGCGGGUCCGUUCUGUAUGCUUUCUCCAAUGUCUCGGAAGAGUAUAUUGUGAAAAAGUAUUCCCGUCUGGAAUUUCUAUCCAUGCUGGGGAUUUUUGGAAGCGUUGUGAAUGGUAUUCAGUUGGUUGCAUUGGAGCGGCAUGAAGUGCAGUCGAUAAAGUGGCAGGAUUGGGAAAUUGUGUUGUGCCUUCUCGCUUUUGCCGGAUGCAUGUUCGGACUGUACUCACUGGUGCCGUUAUUGAUGCGACGAACAGGAGCAACAGUUUUUAAUAUGUCCAUCCUUUCUGCUGAUUUCUAUGCCUUAAUCAUCGGAUUGACUUUGUUCUCUUACCAGUUCCACUACAUUUAUUUUAUCGGAUUCACUCUUGUUGUGACUGGCCUUGUGACCUAUGCCGCGCACGAACCAUCUACUAGAUUCGACGAUGAGAAUAAACCGGAUGAAACUACGGCACUUAGUCUGCAAUCACCUGCGGAUCAAACCAUUGUUACUAUGAGUUAUCGCCCAAUAAGUGAUAGUUUUACGGAAACUGUAGCGUAAAAUUAGAGCGUGAUAUGCAUCUGUGAUAUUUUUCUGGUUUUUUUUUGUUACGUGUACAGUAAAAUCGGGGUAAAAAUCAAAAACAACAAACAAGAUAAAAUAAACUAUAUAAUUAUCACGA
Molecule: messenger RNA, 1410 nt
Organism: Paramacrobiotus metropolitanus
Lineage: Eukaryota; Metazoa; Tardigrada; Eutardigrada; Parachela; Macrobiotidae
Product: solute carrier family 35 member F1-like
Exons: 9
Coding region: 165-1289 (374 amino acids)
Biological process (GO): transmembrane transport
Cellular component (GO): membrane
Molecular function (GO): transmembrane transporter activity
Source: RefSeq, a predicted model, not a curated record